Molecule: messenger RNA, 4408 nt
Organism: Cucurbita moschata (crookneck pumpkin)
Lineage: Eukaryota; Viridiplantae; Streptophyta; Magnoliopsida; Cucurbitales; Cucurbitaceae
Product: formin-like protein 13
Exons: 18
Coding region: 333-4013 (1226 amino acids)
Source: RefSeq, a predicted model, not a curated record
GGAAAUUUGUUAAAUACGACGGUAAAAAUAAAUAAAUGCGAAGAAAUACAGAUGGCAGCUAAUUAUGGUGUCCACGUCAUCCAUCUCGGAGGUAUCAGCCAUGGCAGAAGCACGGAAAACUGAAACUACUAACAAACACAGGAAAACGAAGCCGUCUGCCGGGAAAACCACUGCAUAUCGACGCAACACACGAAGGGGAAAGGGGAUUACCAGCUGAAACGUUCGAGCUUCAACACAAAGGAACUGACAAUAAACGGAGUCAAUCGUUGGCAGUUUUCGUUUUAUACGAAUGAAUUUCGGGCUGGAAUUGGGAGGAUUAGUCGGCAGAUGAUAUGGCGUUGCUGCGCAAAUUGUUCUUCCGGAAGCCGCCCGAUGGCCUUCUCGAGAUCUGUGAAAGAGUUUACGUUUUUGAUUGCUGUUUUACCACAGAUUCGUGGAAGGAGAAGAAUUAUGAAGCUUACUUAUGUGGAAUAGUUGCUCAACUCAGAGAGCAUUUAGCAGAUGCAUCGUUCUUGGUAUUCAAUUUUAGGAGAUUAGAGAUGCAAAGUCAGAUGGGUGAUAUCUUAUCGAAGUAUGAUAUGACCAUAAUGGACUACCCUCAGCAGUACGAGGGUUGUCCAGUUCUGACAAUGGAAGUGCUUCACCAUUUUCUAAGAUCAUGUGAGAGUUGGCUUUCCCUUGGACAAAAUAACGUUUUGCUAAUGCACUGUGAGCGUGGUGGUUGGCCAGUUUUAGCUUUCAUGCUUUCGGCUCUCUUGAUUUUUAGGAAACAAUAUAGUGGGGAGCAAAGAACAUUGGACAUGGUUUACAGGCAGGCACCGCGUGAGCUUUUACAUGUUUUGUCUCCUAUGAAUCCAGUUCCUUCUCAAUUAAGAUAUCUUCAAUACAUUGCAAGGAGGAAUGUAGCCUUAGAAUGGCCACCUAUGGACAGAGCUCUCACUUUGGAUUGUAUCAUUUUGAGAUUUAUUCCAAAUGUUGAUGGAGAGGGUGGUUGCCGUCCAAUAUUUCGAAUAUAUGGACAAGAUCCUCUGCUCGUCAGUGAUCGAGCUCCUAAAGUUCUGUAUUCAACUCCAAAAAGAAGUAAAAAUGUCCGUUCUUACAAACAGGUAGAAUCAGAACUGGUUAAGAUUGAUAUUAAUUGCCAUAUUCAAGGAGAUGUCGUUCUUGAGUGCAUCAGCUUGCAUGACGACAUGGAAUCUGAAGAGAUGAUGUUCAGAGCAAUGUUUAAUACUGCUUUUAUUCGCUCUAAUAUCUUAAUUGUCAACCGUGAAGAGAUCGACACUUUAUGGAACGCUAAAGAUAAAUUUCCAAAGGAGUUUCGAGCAGAGAUUCUUUUCUCUGAGAUGGAUGCUGGAACUUCUACUGUUCCAAAUGAUAUACUUUGCAUUGAGGAGGAUGGUCUCCCCAUUGAAGCAUUUGCUAAAGUACAAGAGAUCUUUAGUCAUGUGGAUUGGUUAGAUCCCAAAGCAGAUGUUGCCCUUAAUAUGCUUCAUCAGAUGAAUGCCUUAAACAUAGCCCAAGAAAAGACAGACAAUAAUUCUCUUUGGAGUACACAAUUUAGUUCUUUACUUCAGUGUACAAGUCCCAGAAAACUUCCGCAGAAGUUCACAUUGGAGAACAAACUUUUCCUAGAGAAGGAAGAGUCUGUUCCAACAUCUAAGUUUUCUCCGGAUGCUGCUAAAACUGAACAGAACAAUGAACCUGAUUCAGUAUUCCAACAGGUGCCUCGAUCUUCAGGGUCUUUCCCACUUAACUAUGACAUUUUGCAAGAUUCGCGGAAUUCAGAGAGAAGCAAUAGGACCUCACACAGUGCUUCGGUUGGAAGCCACUCAUUUCUUGAUUCUGAAGGAGAAACAGAGGUUUCUCAUCUGAAAACUGCAUCUUCAUCUUUUCUGAAUGCAGCAUUGGCUGUUUCUCUUGCGCCUGAAUCUCUUCGCACUAAAAGUUUCCUUACAGGGACAACCAUGCCACCACCUCCUCCUCUCCCCCAACUUUCCAUGGAUAUUUCUGUUGCUAAUUCUGUAGCUUAUCCUCCCCCUCCAACUGCAUCAGCACUUCCGUCUAAUAAUUUAUCAACUCUAGGACCAGAUAAAUCUUCUCUCACCGAGGAAAGAAAAAUCUAUUCAAAGGAUCAAAGUCAGUUAUCAACCAUUGGCCCUCCCCUGUCUGUAACCUCAGCAAUUGCAUCCUUAGUGCCUCAACCACCACCUCCUCUUUGUACAUCCACUGUAAAUCAUACAAUUUCAUCUCCAGUUCCUUUGCCACCACCACCUCCGCCUCCACCUCUUCCUAUGACGUCUAAACAGGAUGAAAGUACUUCAACAUCUCCAUUUGUUCCUCCUCCACCACCACCACCUCUUCUUAUGACAUCCAUGCAGUUUGGAAGUACUUCAACAUCUUCUUCUGUUCCACCUCCGCCCCCACCUCUUCCGUUUAGACCGGUUGAAUAUACUUCAACAUCUUCUUCUGUUCCACCUCCGCCCCCACCUCUUCCGUUUAGACCGGUUGAAUAUACUUCAACAUCUCCAUCUGUUCCCCCUCCUCCACCACCGCCAACUUCCACCACAGGCUCCUCUUCAGCUGUUCCUUCUGCUCCCCCUCCUCCUACCCUUUCUGGGAGAGGGACUUCAAAAUCUGGUGAACUAUGUUCUGAUUCUCUUCUCGAAAAUGGUUUGUCUAGGUGUCCUCCGCCACCAAAUAGUUAUCCAUUAGGUAUAAAGGGACGGAGUUUGUCACGCACUAUAAAUUCAAGAUCACAUAUAACCAAGAAACUUAAGCCAUUGCAUUGGUUAAAGUUAUCUAAAGCAGUGCAAGGAAGCUUAUGGGCUGAAACUCAAAAAACUGGUGAAGUUUCCAGGGCACCAGAGAUUGACAUGUCAGAGCUUGAAAGUCUUUUCUCAGCGGCAGUUCCUGCUCCUGAUCUGCUCAAGAAGUCAGGUGGGCCUGGUUCAGUCGGGAAUAAACCUGAGAAAGUACAACUGAUUGAUCAUAGGCGAGCUUACAAUUGUGAAAUCAUGCUUUCAAAGGUUAAGGUGCCUUUGCAAGAUUUAAUGAGUUCUGUGCUUGACCUUGAAGAUGCAGCGCUGGAUAUCGAUCAGGUUGAGAAUCUUAUUAAGUUUUGUCCGACAAAGGAGGAAAUGGAUUUACUCAAGGGCUACACCGGAGAAAAGGAGAAGCUUGGAAAAUGUGAACAGUUCUUCUUAGAGUUGAUGCAAGUACCUCGUGUUGAAUGUAAACUUCGAGUUUUCUCAUUCAAGAUGCAGUUCAGCUGUCAGGUCACUGACCUCAAAAAAAGCUUGAACUUUGUUAACUCUGCUGCAGAAGAGAUAAAAAGUUCAGUGAAGUUGAAGAGAGUCAUGCAAACAAUACUAUCUCUAGGAAAUGCUUUAAACCAGGGAACAGCGAGGGGCUCUGCUAUAGGAUUUAGGCUGGAUAGCCUUCUUAAACUGACAGAAACGCGUGCACGAAACAACAAGAUGACUCUAAUGCAUUAUCUUUGCAAGAUACUUGCUGACAAACUGCCAGAAGUUUUGGAUUUUUCUAAUGAUCUUGCAAGCUUGGAGCCUGCAUCAAAGGUACAAUUGAAGAUUUUGGCAGAGGAGAUGCAAGCAAUUAGCAAAGGGUUGGAGAAAAUAGUUCAAGAAUUGUCUACAUCUGAAAAUGAUGGCCCUAUAUCCAAUAAUUUCCGAAUGGUUUUAAAGGAGUUCCUCCGUUUUGCUGAAGCUGAAGUCAGAACUCUGGCUUCACUAUACUCUAGCGUGGGUAGAAAUGUAGAUUCUUUGAUUCUUUAUUUUGGAGAAGAUCCAGCUCGCUGCCCCUUUGAACAAGUUAUGUCAACCUUAUGCAACUUUGUGAGUAUGUUUAACCGAGCGCACGAGGAAAACUGCAAGCAGAUAGAGCUUGAAUUGAAGAAAGCAACUGAAAAGGAAAAAUCAAAGACGGGGCACGUGCACAAAAAGACGAGGACGAAGAAGUUAUCACGCUCCCAGGUCGAGAUUGGCAAUGUCAAGUAAGUUAGCAUGUCAAGUUCCUUCAAGUAAGCCCUCUUGAUCUACAGACAUCCAACACAAGCAAUUAGUUUCAGUGGGAAGUGUACCACUCCUUCAUGAGCCUUUUGAGCUUUAACAUUGCUAGAUGAUAUCGUUAUUUGCACUGCAGCAACCCAGGCAGAUCAAGCUUCAUCCUGUUGCUGAAUGCGCUGAGCAGGCUGGCUGCUUGUAUCAAAACUGAACAAAUUCUUGUGUGUACAUAAUCAUAAGGGGAUACAAGAAAGUCACCUUUCAAGGUUGCUUUGUAAUUUGAAGAUCCCCUGACAUUCUUUUGUUUUGGAACAAAAAUUCAUCCAAAUGUGUAUUUAGCUUUACCAUUAUUUAAAGAAAAUUUUGAGUUGUGUUAUGCCUAUUUACAC